Molecule: messenger RNA, 1434 nt
Organism: Tachyglossus aculeatus (Australian echidna)
Lineage: Eukaryota; Metazoa; Chordata; Mammalia; Monotremata; Tachyglossidae
Product: gamma-aminobutyric acid receptor subunit rho-2
Exons: 9
Coding region: 1-1392 (463 amino acids)
Biological process (GO): nervous system process; chemical synaptic transmission; signal transduction
Cellular component (GO): membrane; synapse; neuron projection
Molecular function (GO): GABA-A receptor activity; extracellular ligand-gated monoatomic ion channel activity; neurotransmitter receptor activity
Source: RefSeq, a predicted model, not a curated record
AUGCCUCAUUUCACGAAACUCCUAUUUAUUUUAUGCCUGAUCCUCCUUGGGGAGAGCAAGAAGCACCGGAGGAGAAGAUGGGCGGAGCAGCUGGAAAUCACCAAGUUCAGUCACAUAUUCAAGAAGAAUCAUGACAUAACUAAAACUCAAAAAGGAAAGACCGAACAGCUCCUGAGAGUAGAUGAUCAUGAUUUUACAAUGAGGCCAGCCUUCGGAGGUCCUGCAAUUCCAGUUGGGGUGGAUGUGCAGGUAGAAAGCUUGGACAGCAUUUCGGAGGUCGAUAUGGACUUCACCAUGACUCUCUACCUCAGGCACUACUGGAAGGAUGAACGCCUUUCAUUCCCCAGCACUACUAACAAGAGCAUGACGUUUGACGGCCGGCUAGUGAAAAAGAUCUGGGUUCCCGAUGUCUUCUUCGUUCACUCCAAAAGGUCUUUCAUUCAUGACACCACCACUGAAAACAUCAUGCUUAGGGUGUUCCCAGACGGCCACGUUCUCUACAGCAUGAGGAUUACAGUAACUGCAAUGUGUAACAUGGACUUUAGCCACUUUCCCUUGGACACGCAGACUUGUUCUUUGGAGUUGGAAAGCUAUGCCUACACAGAUGAAGAUCUGAUGCUCUAUUGGAAAAAUGGGGACGAAUCGUUAAAAACCGAUGAGAAGAUUUCCCUGUCUCAGUUUCUCAUUCAGAAAUUCCACACCACUUCCAGGCUUGCUUUCUACAGUAGCACGGGGUGGUACAACCGCCUGUACAUCAACUUCACUUUGCGUCGCCACAUCUUCUUCUUCUUGCUCCAAACCUACUUCCCCGCCACCCUGAUGGUCAUGCUGAGCUGGGUGUCCUUCUGGAUCGAUCGCAGAGCGGUACCUGCCAGGGUCUCCCUGGGUAUCACGACGGUCCUGACUAUGUCGACCAUCAUCACGGGCGUGAACGCCUCCAUGCCCCGCGUCUCCUACAUCAAGGCCGUGGACAUCUACCUCUGGGUCAGCUUCGUGUUCGUGUUCCUCUCGGUGCUCGAAUACGCGGCGGUGAACUACCUGACCACCGUCCAGGAGCACAAGGAGAGGAAGCCGAGGGACAGGUUCCCUUGCAUGUGCGGAAUGCUUCAUUCAAAAACCAUGAUGCUGGAUGGGAACUACAGUGAAUCUGAAGCCAACAGCCUGGCCGGGUAUCCAAGAGGCCAAGUAGUGACUGAGGAAGAAAGGCAGGAUAAGAUAGCGGUUCACUUGGCCCUGAGCAAUGAAUCAAACUCAUCCCGGAAAAAAGGCCUAAAGGGACACGUAGGCCGACGCCUCAUCCAAAAUACCCAUUCCAUUGACAAAUAUUCCAGAUUGAUAUUCCCCGCCUCCUUCAUAUUUUUCAACUUGAUAUAUUGGUCUGUCUUUUGCUAGAUGUGCAGGAGUCAUGGCUGGGAGAGGCCAGAGACAUUUACA